Molecule: messenger RNA, 393 nt
Organism: Bacidia gigantensis
Lineage: Eukaryota; Fungi; Ascomycota; Lecanoromycetes; Lecanorales; Ramalinaceae
Exons: 2
Coding region: 1-393 (130 amino acids)
Biological process (GO): mitochondrial respiratory chain complex IV assembly
Cellular component (GO): mitochondrion; mitochondrial intermembrane space; respiratory chain complex IV
Source: RefSeq, a predicted model, not a curated record
AUGGCUAUCUGGCCCUUUACAUCAUCCGAUUCCUCUUCUACAUCACCCGCACACGAGCCCCCAACACCUUCCUCAGACGGCGCAUACAUAGCGCCAGACCGAAUAUCGCGGAAACGGUGCUGGGAGGCGCGAGAUCGAUUCUUCGACUGCCUGGAGCAGAAUGGAAUUGUUGAUAGUCUGAAGGAAAAAGAUCGGACGAGAAAGACAUGUGGGAAGGAAGAUGAAGAGCUGGGGAGAGAGUGCGUGGCUAGUUGGGUCACCUACUUCAAACAGCGAAGAGUGAUGGAACAUAACAAGAAGACUACACUGGAGAAGCUGGCAAAGGAAGGCGCAGAAAAGAUAUCAGACAAGGAGUUACCUCCAAAUCUGCCCAGAGGGAAGCCACCAUCAUGA